Ctenopharyngodon idella (grass carp) is the source of this 2472-nucleotide messenger RNA. It is a transcript of the gene abhd6b, whose product is annotated as abhydrolase domain containing 6, acylglycerol lipase b. Lineage: Eukaryota; Metazoa; Chordata; Actinopteri; Cypriniformes; Xenocyprididae. Bases 748 to 1815 code for a protein of 355 amino acids. The record is from RefSeq and is a predicted model, not a curated record. The transcript is spliced from 8 exons.
UCGUCUAAUUUUAUUUACUUUUCCAUUUAUUUAUUUAUUUGUUUAUUUAGGGUUAGGGAAAUAUUGCAUUUUCCAUCUGAACUCAUUGAUUUCUUGAGAUCACGGGAUCACCACACAGUUUUCUCUGGAUGCCAUCUCUGUGUUUACUGGGGUAAGCAGACAGCUGACUUUUGUUAUAUUAUAAGCACAGGGAGCACACUGACCAGCUACAGUAUGAUGUCCAAAUGGAACUUUUAGGAUCUGUGAUUUUGCUUGAUUAUAACUGUCUUCACUGAAUGACGUCAAUGUAGGAUUAACCUUAUGAAGUAAGUUCAUUGUUCUCAAACGGUUACAAAUCUAUUUGUUGAGUCAUAGGGCAAUUGUUAUUAUAUUAAUGAUUUAUACUUUUAACCUCAAUUCAAAGUUAGUUGUCCUAAUAAUAGUGAGAUAUUGUAAUUGUAGAUAUUAUGUUCAGAAUUGUAAAAUAUAUAAAAACAUUAAGGACAAAAUAGAUUUAUUGUAGGCAGUGACAUUAAAAUGAAGGGAUAAAGUGAUAGUCAUGUAAAAAUUUUAAGCGCAUGGUGAGAUAUCUAGGUUACAUGUAUUGAUUAGACACAAACAGAUGCUGCCAGACCCUCCCCUAUCCCUCACCCUCUUUGAAUCUGACCUGUACAUACGCUGCCUUAUAGCAGAACAACAAAGGUAUUUUGAAGUUUUUCAUCAUUCCCUAACAUUUGCAAUCAGUGCAGCAUUUCUGCUUGUAAUUGUAUGUUGUAUUAUUCUGCAGGGAGCUUACUAGAUAAAUCCAGAGUUGCCAUGGAUCAGGAUAUGGUGAAUAUGUUUGCCAUUGCUGCAGGGACUCUUGCUAUCCCUCUCCUCCUUUUCAUGGCCUCCUUUAUGCUGUGGCCAUCAUCGCUCAUCAAAAUCUAUUACUGGUACUGGAGGAGAACUCUGGGUCUGCAGGUACGUUAUGCAGACUGCGGAGGUUAUCGCUUCUGUUACUCGCACAGGGGCAAACCAGGCCUCAGGCCCUCUAUACUCAUGCUGCAUGACUUCUCUGCUCAUAAGGACACAUGGCUCCCCAUGGUGAAGUACCUUCCCAAACAUCUGCACCUGCUGUGUGUCGACAUGCCAGGGCAUGAGGGGACAACACGUACCAGUACGGAUGACUAUUCAAUCCAGGGCCAGGUCAAGAGAAUACGGCAGUUUGUAGAGGCCAUUCGACUAAACAGAAAGCCGUUCCACCUGGUGGGGACUUCAAUGGGUGGCACUGUGGCAGGAGUGUAUGCAGCCUGCCAUCCCUCAGAUCUCUACAGUUUGACCCUCAUCUGCCCAGCCGGUCUGAAGAACCAAAACGAGAGCAAGUUUGACUGUCAGAUGCAUGAUGUGGAGCACAGCCAGUACACCCUGAAUAUUCCUCUUAUUCCAUCCACCCCGGAGGAGAUGGAGGAGAUGCUGAAGCUCUGUUCUCACGUGCGCUUCAGAGUGCCUCAACAGAUUCUACAAGGCCUGGUGGAUGUACGGAUACCACACAAUGACUUUUAUCAUGAGGUUUUCAUGGAAAUUAUGAGUAAAAAUUCAAAAUAUGCUUUGCAUGAGCAUAUGCAGCAAAUAACUACCCCUUUACAAGUCAUCUGGGGCAAACAGGACCAGGUGGUGGAUGUGUCUGGCGCAGCGGUGCUUGCCGAGGCUCUUCCGCACUGCCGUGUUGAUCUGCUGGAGAACUGCGGUCAUUCUGUGGUCAUGGAGCGACCGCGACAAACAGCCAAGCUCAUUUUAGAUUUCAUCAUCUCUCAGCAGAACACAGAGAGCGCCAGCACAAAGAAGAAAUCCUGAGACGUCUCUGCUAUCAACCGUAUUUUGCUUAUCAAAUGCAGCACCCCACUGACCCUGAAGUGUAUAUAUAUAACAAACUUAGGGAGAAAUUAUAUUCAUAGUAAUAAUUUUGCAGUGUUUUUCAGUUUGAUUGAUUAAAGAAAGAGAUCACGCUUAUAGAAAGUAUAUGGUAACACUUUACAAUAAGAUUUUACUUGCUAACAUUAGUUAACAUGAACUAUGAACAAUGAACAGUGCAUUUAUUAAUCUUAAUGUCAAUUUCAACAUGUACUAAUAUAUUUUUAAAAAGUUUUAUUUGUGACCCUGGACCACAAAACUAGUCAUAAGGGUCAAUUUUUUGAAAAUCUGGAAUCUGAGAGUUCAAAAAAUCAAAAUAUUGAGAAUUUUUUGAUAUAUUUAUGGUAGGAAAUUUACAAAAUAUCUUCAUGGAACAUGAUCUUUACAUAAUAUCCUAAUGAUUUUUGGCAUAAAAGAAAAAUCGAUCAUUUUGACCCAUACAAUUGUUGGCUAUUGCUACAAAUAUAUCUGUGCGACUUAUGACUGGUUUUGUGAUGCAGGGUCACGUUUGUUGACAUUAGUUAGUACUAACAUGAACAACUGUUUUUGUAUUAACUAACAUUAACAAAGAUUAAUAAAUGGUGUAAAAAAAAAAAAAAA